This is a messenger RNA of Monascus purpureus, 2241 nucleotides long. Lineage: Eukaryota; Fungi; Ascomycota; Eurotiomycetes; Eurotiales; Aspergillaceae. The record is from the annotation of a GenBank genome assembly.
UCGUCUUCGAUCCUUCCAACACUCUUCGCUGUCGUUUUCUACCGUCUUCAAUCCCGUGGAAGCUAGACGGAAACAGAAUUGACGGUCCAUCGGUGCUCAUAGCCAAACGUUACUGCGGACUAUCUUCAACAUGUCUUUUCUCGGUGGCGCGGAGUGUUCCACGGCGGGCAACCCGUUGACUCAGUUCACCAAGCACAUCCAAGAUGACAAGUCUCUUCAACGGGAUAGACUAGUUGGGCGAGGUCCCGGUGGGAUGCAGGAGAGCAUGCGAUCUGCGGGGAUGAUGGGUGGUCAAGAUCAGAUGAUGGACGAGUUUAUACAACAACCGGGCCAGGUGCCAGUGGCCCCUCCACAGCCUUUUGCAAUGGAACAACUGAGGCGGGAGUUGGACCAAUUCCAAACGGCCCCGCCGAGGACCGGGUCCCCGGGCUGGGCUGCGGAGUUUGAUCCUGGUGAGCAGGCACGUAUGGAGGCUGCCUUUGCUGGCCCGAAGGCGAAUAACGGGGCGGGGUUUUCUCCGGCAGAAUUUGCCCAUUUUCAAGAACAGAGCCGGGUGGGCAUGCCACAGACAUCGAGUCCCAUCACGGCCGGCCCAUCUCCGAUGAUGGCUGGCUACCAGCGUCCGCUCGGAAUGGGAUACAUGGGUAUGGGUGGAGUAGGCAUGAUGCACUCUUAUGGACCUAUGGGAAUGCAACAACCGGCUCAGACCGAGACCGCUGCACAGGAUAAAGGGAAAGGUCGUCUAGUCGAACUGGAUGAUGAAAACUGGGAGGCACAGUUUGCUGAGAUGGAGACGGCUGGCAACCGCGAGGUGGAUGCCGAGGCCAAUGCGGCCAUGGAAGCGGAGCUGAAUGAGCUAGACAGGUCAGUUCCUACUAUCACCAGCGCGACUAAUAAUCUCGAUUUUGGAACGUUUGAGAAUGUAUGGCGAAAAGUCGAAGCUGAGAUGGCUACGAACAGGAAACUGGCCGAAGAAAAUCCCGCCUUUGAUAUCAACGAAAAACUGCAUAUGGGAGAGCUCGGUGAAUGGGAUGGAUUUGACAGCCUCAAUACUCGACUACAGGAUCCCCAACUCGGAAACUACAUGUUCGAGGAAGAUAACGUAUUCCGCACCGUGAACAACCCGUUCGAAGAGGGAGUAAAGAUCAUGCGGGAUGGUGGAAACCUGUCCCUGGCAGCUUUGGCCUUCGAGGCUGCCGUGCAGAAGGAUCCCAAGCAUGUGGAGGCUUGGACGAUGUUGGGUCACGCCCAGGCGCAGAACGAGAAGGAGAUUCCUGCCAUUCGGGCUUUGGAACAAGCCCUGAAAAUCGAUCCUAAUAACCUCGAUGCUCUUAUGGGAUUGGCCGUUUCAUAUACAAACGAGGGAUACGAUUCUACUGCGUACCGCACACUCGAACGAUGGCUUUCUGUCAAAUAUCCCCAGAUCAUCGAUCCAAAGGACGUUUCGCCCGAUACAGACCUCGGAUUCACUGACCGUCAGUUACUACACGAGAGGGUUACGAAGCUUUUCAUCCAGGCGGCUCAACUUUCACCUUCUGGUGAACAUAUGGACCCUGAUGUGCAGGUCGGCCUGGGAGUUCUUUUCUACUGUGCAGAAGAGUACGACAAGGCGGUUGACUGUUUCUCAGCUGCACUGGCAUCCACUGAGUCGGGAACUUCGAACCAGCAAGACCAGAUUCACCUUCUAUGGAACCGUCUGGGUGCUACGCUGGCCAACUCCGGGCGCUCAGAGGAAGCCAUCGAGGCUUACGAGCAAGCGCUGAACAUCAACCCCAACUUUGUGCGGGCCCGGUAUAAUCUUGGUGUUUCCUGCAUCAACAUUGGGUGCUACCCCGAAGCGGCACAGCAUCUCCUGGGCGCCUUGUCCAUGCACCGGGUCGUUGAACAAGAAGGUCGGGAACGAGCGCGAGAAAUCAUCGGUGGCGACGGUGUUGAGAAUGAGCAACUAGAGCGCAUGCUCCACAUCUCCCAGAACCAGAGCACAAACCUGUACGACACGCUGCGGCGCGUAUUCAGCCAGAUGGGACGCAGGGACCUGGCCGACAUGGUGGUAGCGGGGAUGGAUGUGAAUGCUUUCCGGAAGGAGUUUGAAUUCUGAUAGAUGCUUUUAUUCGAAUGAUCUCGUUUCUUUUUAUUUAAUUUUUUUUACGCAUGGGGAGUCCUCUCCAUUUCAUCUGGCGACGGCGAAAAUAAGUUGUCAUUAUAUCGUCUGUGAUAGUAUGUAGCCGAAUACCAUUUACA